Messenger RNA from Anthostomella pinea, 1092 nucleotides. NCBI's taxonomy places the organism in Eukaryota, Fungi, Ascomycota, Sordariomycetes, Xylariales, Xylariaceae. The record is from the annotation of a GenBank genome assembly.
AUGGGUGUCAACCUCGUUGUCGUCGCCGCUGCAAUGGGCUACAAUCUGAUUCAGCUCUCCCCAGAAAUCCUCGCGAUCCUCGUCGCUUUCUGGUAUGGCAAAAAACUUAUUGUUCCCUAUCUUCUAUAUGCUCGCCCAACUCCAAUCGUGGCGCGACCGCCAGAAUUGCCCAAGUCCUCCUACCACCAGACUACGAUCCGUGCUCAUGUUGGAGCGAAGCUUACCCGGUCGCAGGCUCUGGGGCCACCUCGACAACUGGUACCAGACCAAGCAUGGCAAGGGCUACAAGCCAUACCGGGUCACCAAGAAAUGCGAUACGGCGCCAACGAUGUCAGGGGCUUGGCUCUGCAUGUCAGCCAGGACCGAGCGACUCAGCAGGGUCGCAUGACCUCCAGUGCUCAGCAUGGGCAGUCGUCCGCUGGCCCUUCAGAGGACGUCGCCAUCAAGCACGAGGAAAACGAGGCCGGCGGCAACGGAGCGGGGCCUGCGCCUCUUGAAGGCAUCCCCGACGUGCCGGUCUACAACAAUGCCAACCAGGCUCACGUCGAGAACUACGUGAACAGCAUGCCCAGCAACGCGCCCAACUUGCUGGUUGCCGAGCAGCAUUACCUGCAAAUCAUCAUCGCCCAAGAGCUCGCCAAUCGAGGAGUCACCGACCCUUUCCUUAUCCGCAAGACGUUCGUCUUGCAGAUCAGACCCGUUGCCAAUGCCGGCACCGGUGCCGAGCCUGUCGCGCCGCCCGCCAACCAGAGACUUACAUCGAUCGACACCACGAGGCUCCUGUUCUCGCCCCGGUCUCCUAUCCCGAACGUCCCGACGCUGACGCUAACCACGCCCUCCGUUCCUUCGUCCUCCUACGGUGACGAAGAUGAAGAGAUGCAUGACUCCGACGCUGACGCCGACGGCGAGACCGACGAAGGGUGUACGACGCUCCCGAGAGCAGUGGCAGCAGCAGCAGCAGCCGAGACCGAAAGGAAAGGGGCAAGGCCACUGAACGAAGAAACGAUCGGUAUAGGGGGGAAUGGGGGAACGCAAGGAAUGAGCACUCUUGCAGUGAACCUGGGAAAACCGCUCCGAUCGGCGCCCGCUUAG